AUGGCCUGGAUUUGGGCAACCACCAUAUUAGCCAUCAUGUUCUUUUACAUCCUCCAACAUUAUUAUCUGCUAAAGAAAAGAAAACUUCCUCCUGGCCCAAUGGGUUUGCCGGUCGUAGGCCAUUUCCACCUUUUGGGCAAGAACCCGCACCACGAUCUGCACGGGCUGGCCCGAAAGCAUGGGCCCAUCAUGCACUUGCGGUUCGGGUCCGUCCCUACGAUCGUUGUCUCGUCGCCAGCCGCAGCCGAGCUCUUCCUCAAGACACACGACCUCGUUUUUGCCAAUAGGCCUCAUCACGAGGCCUCUACUUACCUUGGCUACCAACAAAGGAACAUCGUUUUUGGAAGGUACGGCCCUUACUGGCGCAACAUGCGAAAACUCUGCACCAUUGAACUAUUAAGCAACCUGAAAAUCAGUCAAUUUCAGCCAAUGAGAGAAGCCGAGCUCGGCCUCCUAGUACAUUCACUCAAGAAUGCCGUCGAAAACAAAGAAAUAGUCGACAUGAGUGCGAAGAUUAUGUCCUUAGGUGCCGACAUGACUUGCCUAAUGGUUUUCGGCAAGAAAUUUUCCGACCGGGAUUUGGACGUGAGAGGGUUCAAAGACGUGUUGAAAGAGACGAUGGAAGAGGCCUCGGCUUUUAACCUCGGCGAUUAUUUUCCUAGUCUCCGGAGGUUCGACCUUCAGGGCUCGGGUCGUAGGUUGAAAAAAUUGAGUGAGAUUUUCGACCGGUUUUUGGAAAGAAUCAUUGAUGAUCAUGUGAAGAAUAGAGAUGAGAAGAAAGAGACAAAAGAUUUCGUGGACACGAUGAUGGGGAUUAUGGAGUCCGGUGAAGCUGGAUUCGAAUUCGACCGACGACAUGUCAAGGCCGUGCUAUUGGAUAUGCUGCUAGCUGGAAUGGACACAUCAUCAGCAGCAGUUGAAUGGGCCCUGUCGGAUCUCAUCCGUCACCCAACCGUAAUGAAAAAGUUGCAAAGAGAGUUACACGAAACCGUGGGCAUGAACCGUAUGGUCGAAGAAUCCCAUCUCCCGAGCCUCAAGUACCUCCAUUGCGUCAUCAAAGAAUCAAUGCGGGUCCACCCGGUCGGCCCACUGCUAAUCCACGAGUCCAUGGAAGACCGUGAGGUUGACGGGUUUCACAUACCAAAAACCGCUCGGAUCUUGAUAAACGUGUGGGCCGUAGCAAGGGAUCCAAGUGCUUGGGAAAACCCGGAGAUAUUUUCGCCCGACAGGUUUCUUGGCAGCGAUGUGGAUGUUCGGGGACGAGACUUCAAGCUCAUACCUUUCGGUUCCGGGAGAAGGGGGUGCCCUGGGCUGCAAUUGGGCCUGACGAUAGUUCAACUGAUCGUAGCCCAAUUGGUUCAUUGCUUCGAUUGGGAACUUCCGAACGGGAUGUCGACUGGCGAGCUGGACAUGUCUGAAAAUUUCGGGUUGGUGACGGCGAGGGCUACACAUCUCAUGGCUAUACCUUCAUACAGAUUGCAUAAGUAA
Molecule: messenger RNA, 1488 nt
Organism: Striga hermonthica
Lineage: Eukaryota; Viridiplantae; Streptophyta; Magnoliopsida; Lamiales; Orobanchaceae
Source: the annotation of a GenBank genome assembly